UGUACCAAUGUUUCUACACGGCCCUAUUUUGUGUAGGGGAACCUGGUUAGCUAGUUUCGCGCUUUUACUAUUAACGCUGCUUUGUCCACCGUAUGACCAUGGCUGUCCCAGGGCCAAAUAAGGACAACAUUAGAGCUGGGUGCAAAAAGUGCGGGUAUCCUGGGCACUUAACAUUUGAGUGCAGAAACUUUGUGAGGGUUGACCCCCAGAAAGACAUUGUUCUGGAUGUAAGUAGCACCAGCACUGAGGAGAGUGAGGAGGAAGUACCUCCUGUUCAACGUAAUGAGAAGCUGGCCAGAAGCUGGCAACGUCGUGGAGAUUCCUCUGCCGACGAUCGUAGAAAAGAGAGGCACAAGCGAAAGAAAAGCAAAGACAGAAAAUCAAGGAGGAGAUCUUCUUCAGCUUCAAGUGACGAAGAGGCUGCUAGAAAGAAAAAGAAGCGCAGCAGGUCCCUUUCCACAUCGGAUGAAGAGCGGCGAAAGAAAAAGAAGCUGAAAAGUCACAAGAAGAAAAGUAAGAAGAACAAACGGGAGCAUGGGAAGCAUCAAAAGAAGAGGCAGAAGAAGAAGAAAGCGGAAAGCUCCUCUGCCUCCUCCUCCAGCUCCAGUGAAUCAGACAGUGACUGAAGUGUGUCAAGGCAAGGGGUCCUGUUCGUUUUUUUCCAUUCCAUGAAAUUCCAAAAUGUCAUUGGAACAAAAUAAAUUCAGUUGCCAGGUGGUGGGUAGUAAGCAUGGGAGAAGUACAAUGAAGUAGUAGCGUUCUAUACUUUUACUCACUUGUGGAAAUUAUGUGGGCUAUCUUGGAGACAUGCAUAAAGCGUAAGACAUUGUACAGAAGGGGUCGUUGUUGUGCUUCUCUAGACAAUCGCAUGCUGUGGUGCUCAUUUUACGUCAGCUGUCAGUUUUUAAGCGUUCUACACAAUUACCAAAGAGGUUAUUUGAUGGCGAGGCAGAGUGAGUGAAGCUCACAAGUAUUUUUUUUGUUGUACCUGACCUCAUUAGUCAAUAAACAAGCAACCUUUUUUUCUUUUUUCUUUUUUUUUUUAUCUGGUAGUCACUUUUUUAGCAA
Messenger RNA from Dunckerocampus dactyliophorus (ringed pipefish), 1068 nucleotides. RefSeq names its product SREK1-interacting protein 1 (gene srek1ip1). The record is from RefSeq and is a predicted model, not a curated record. NCBI's taxonomy places the organism in Eukaryota, Metazoa, Chordata, Actinopteri, Syngnathiformes, Syngnathidae. The transcript is spliced from 5 exons. Bases 93 to 626 code for a protein of 177 amino acids. Gene Ontology annotation, molecular function: nucleic acid binding; zinc ion binding.